CGCCAUCAGUUUCGAGCCAAGUUUUCUGCCAUGCACACGACCGAACUUUUGUAGUAACUUUUUUUUUACGAACUUAGUUUUAAGGAUAUUUAUUACGAACUUAUGUGUGCUUUAGUGUUUUGUAUGUGUUUGUUAUUUAUUAUGAGAAAAUCGUUUUUGUGAAUCUUCGUAACUUAUAGCAAUAGAAACUACGACUAGCGAAAUGUUUUCGGUCGAAGCCACGAUCUCUGCCACAGUGUCGGACAACGAACCCCCCGCGACGAUGACGACCCUCCCCGACAGUCCGUCCGACGACGGUGAGCAGUAUCGUGCUUCUACGGAGGCACGACUUGCCACGACCACGGCCCCGCAGGGGAUGAAGGAGAAAUCGUUCUGCGAGGUCGCUGAAGAGGGGAAGACACACCUGAAGGAGACCCAGGAGGAGAAGGAGAACAGGAGCACGCCUUUCCCCUUCUUGAGGAUGCCCAAGCUGAAGCGAGAGAAGUCCUACACGGAGACGCUGGAGCGCAAGAAGAAGAGAGUCAAGUUCUCCCCGAACGACGACGACGACGGCCUCAUGGUCGACACGCGCGUGUUCGAGGCCCACGCCGUCAGCGCCCACGACGGAGACGCAGACGACGGGGCGCUGUCUCACAAGAUCAAGAAACUUCUUAAGAAGCGCUCCAAGCGGAAGAAGUCAAGCAUAGAGACACAGACAGAUGAAAACGACGACGGUCAGAGUCGAGAUACCACAAAAGCGACUUUCCUUAAAGAUAAGCAAGAAAUUUCCUCUAGUCGAGACUGUGAUAGGACCAGGGAACCAUUCCCUUCAUUCCCUGAGGGACAAAAUAAAUUUGAAGUUGACGUAAAGCACCAUGUUGAUGCAAGUGACGUCAGCUCUCCAGACUGUGAUGCAACAGAGCCCUCAGCCGCAACUGCUUCGGGCGGGUCCCCGAGCGCAGCUGACAGUGCCAAUCAUGACGUCAGUGUGGAAGCAGGAGUGCCAACGGUGCCAAUUCCUUCGACGCAGGAGAAUGAAAACGACCUGUCGCCGCGCGUCGAAAACGUAAACAAAACAGGUUUCCUCGUAAAGGAACAUGAUUUGCAAUUAAUAGAUAAUGAGGAAACCGCACCGGCCAACGCAGAGUCCUCCGCGAAAACAAAUGAAUGCGAGAUUUACAUCGUGGAGGGCCCUGUGUUGGAAGGCCAAGAACUCGAAAUAUGUUUAAAUAGAGGAGAAGAUGAAUUCCACGCUAGGCAAUUAAGUAAGGAAAAUAUUCAUUUAAUUUCCUCGAUAGAGGAAGAAUCUAAUCCUACCUCCUGCCAAGCAACCGUCAAGCGCGAGGGAACCUUUACCCUUGACGGCCCCCCUCCAGCCAAGAUCACGAAGUCUUCCUGCGACGCUGUCGGAGAUGCCAGCCAGGAGUCCUCCCUUCAGGACGACUCCAGAGAACCCGUCAUAUUCUUUGUUGAGCUUGACUCAUGCGAAGUGAAGAAAACAGAAGAAACGCAGGCGAUGAAGGCACGCGCAGAAAGAGGUCCAAGUAGCAGGUCAAAGAGUCGUUCCCCACAGAAGCCAGCCAAAAACGACGUCAGAGCAAAGGACGUGAGCGCAAAGCCCCAAGAGCAAAGCUCGACGGUAACAUCGCUCAAGAACACGGCCAAAAGAACUUUUGUGAGCGCCUGGAGAACAGCCAUGAAGGCGCAGGAUUCUUCCGAGAAAGGACCGAAGCUCAUCAGGACCAGGGAUGCUGCGAAUUCUAAGUCAUCCCCUGUCUCAGAGGAAGAAAGGAACACGAAGGUUUUAAGAAAGAAAUCCGACCCCAAAGUCCCGAAGAGCGUCACCUGGGAUAAGAAAGUGACUUCGAGGGAACCGCAAGAGAGCUCGAGGCCGAGUCGGGAUCCCUUGAGGAGCCUGCACCUGCAGCCGCUGAGACCGCUGCCGGAGAGGAGCUCCAUGUGGUCGGGAGUAUGCCUGUCGUCCAUGAGGCGAGAGGGAACCUUCACCAAGAAGUACGACUCUGAAAAGGACCGGCUACAGGCUGAGUGUAACAGACUCAACGUCGAUAAAGAAAGACUUCAGAGCGAACUGUCCGAGGCACGCACAAGGCUGGAGGAGGAAAUAACCGCCAGGAAGGCACUGAGGCGCACGCACGAACUUAAUCUGCGCCAGCUGAGAGAGGGAGAACUCAGGAGGACCGAAGUACUCCUCGCCGACCUAAGAAACAGGUUGGAGGACGAAAAGCGCGAGGCUCUAGACCAGCAGAAAGGGGCGCUGACGAGAAUACACGAAUCCGACUUGAUAAGGGUAGAACGGGAGAGAGACGAGGAUCACCGGAGGCUUCAGCAGGAGAACAAGACGGCGCAGGAGAAGCUGAGGGCGGAUAUGAGGAGAGAAGUUACACGGGUGGAGCCCCCGCAAGUGCAGUGCUGCCAUUCUACCGAUCGAGAUUUAGAUAGAUUAAACAGAGAUCUGUCAACGCUGCGCGAGCACAAGAAACGACUGGAGGAUGCAGUAAUGCUGGACGAAGUGCGCUCCAAGGACCGCUCGAUUGGUCAGCUGGAGCGCCAGCUGAGCGCCCAGUCCGCCAAGAUCCGGCUUCAGGAAGAAAAGGCUCGGGAGGCCAGCAACGAUCGCACGGAAGAUGCUGCACGAAAACGCACGACUCGCGGCGGAGGCUCUGGGGUGAGCAGCAAACGACAGAAGGAGGCAGCCACCACCAAGGAUGGCCGAACCCGCGAGAAGGAAUCAUGCGCCAGCGCCACCGGCCCCGUCAACAACAACAGCGUCAAGAGCAACCACAAUGCCAGCAGAGGAUCUCCUGAUGUAGGGGCUGAUGAUACUUGCCAGAGGACACGUGCAGCGCAGGAAGAAGGGGCAACACCGGAGAUGGCAGCACAAGUAGAGGCGCUCUCUCAGGAGGUGGAGCAGCAGAGGGAGCUGAUUGAGCAGCAGAGGCAGCAGAUUGAGUUGCAGCUACAGGAGUUGGAAGAGACAGCGAAGGAGUUAGUCGUGGAAGCGGAAAGGGAGGAAUUGCAACAUCAAAUCGAAGACAAAAUUCAUCAGGUUGAGGAGCAGAAAUUGGUGAUGGAGGCACAAAAACAGGUGAUGGAGGAUCAGAAGCAGGUGAUGGAGGAGCAGAAGCAGGUGAUCGAAGAACAGCAGUUGAGAAUUGCAGAUCUGGCGGAGGAAUCGAUGGAACGCGAGUGCCUGCCGCCAGUCCCCCCGCCCCCCGCCUGGCACCCUCGGAGAGAGUCUUGCGUCAAGGUAUGUGAGCUGCCCACCGUCCUGGAGCAGUCCAGCGACGAUGAGGUCUCGCCCACCACCUCCCCGACGCUGCAGCAGAGCUACACCCACGACCUGUACUCGGAAUUCGAAAUGCCCGCGCCCUCGACCUUCCUCACGCCCACCAGUCCUACCACGGAACCGCCCAUCUGGCCGCAGAGCGUGGGAGAUCUGCUCUGCAGUCAGUAUGAGCAGCUAUCGAAGGAGCACCAAGAACUCCAGAAGUCCUACCAGUUACUGGUAUCUACCUCUUCAGCCAGCUCCCCCGCCGUUGAUCUUAAUGGUAAAGAAGGUCCCAGUGAGUGGUGGUCAGCAGCUCGUGUGAUGGAGCUGGAAGCACAAGUUUCAACGCUGAAGGCAGAGUUGCAGGAAUCCAGGGAUCAUGCUGACCUUCUGGAGUUCCGCAUUUUGGAGUUCACCGAGGAAGAUAGGGCUUCCGACUCGGGCUCCUCUCCGCAGACGUGCGACCAGUCAACGGCCACCGAUCUGGAUGACGUCAGCAUUCCCGCGACCAAUGAGGAUUUGUCUCUUCCACUCUCGAUAGAUUCGGGGCUCGAUCUCUCCAGCGAUUAUAAGAAGGCGCGCGUGACGGAGGGGCGGGCGUGGCUGGCGCAGCUUUCCCGCGCGACGGGCGAGGCGGAGGCCGCGGCCCUCCACCACCUCGCCGCCCUCCUCGACUGGGUGGCCGCCCUGCCCGCCCACGCGCACCAUGCCCUGCCUUCGCCCAUGAGCCCCACUCUGGCUGCCCCCACGCCCACGCCAAAGGCCAAGAUGGGCGUGGAGGAACUGGGUGGUGACCUGGGUCGGGAUCUGAUGCUGCUGGCCGCCCGCCUGCAGGAGACGCUGACGGAGCCCGCCGCGCAGGAGGCCGUCCUGCUCGACACCAUCGCGAAGUUGCGCGUGCUGGACUCUUCGCUGUCGGAGCUGCAGUCGCGUGUCGUGACGCUGACGGAGGAGAACCGGGAGCUGCAGGAGGCGGUGACGAGCCUGAGCGAGGCGCACGAGACGCGCACGGAGGCUUCGGGCACGGAGAGCGAGCUGGUGCACCGCAAGACGCCCUCCAUCCACUCCGACCUCAGCGACUCCGAGAGCGACGCCCCCGAGCACGCGCAGCACGGGAGCGUGAAGCUGGUGACUUCCCUGGACGCCUCCACGUCCUUGGACGCCACCACCAGCUUCCAGGAGUCAGGCAUCUUCGACACGUCAUGCGAGCUGGUGCAUGUGACCACGCAGACCGACCUGUCCCAGGGCGGUCCGCUGCCUCCCUCCGGCCAUGAGCUGAAAAUGAAGUCAGAAUGCGACCUGCAGCAGGCGGAGAGCGACCUUCAGAGCGCGGUGGCGCGCCUGGCCGCCAUCCGCUCGGCCGUGCAAGGGCGCGACCUGCGCCACCUCAGGCUGCAGGACCUCCAGGAGAGCGACGAGUACCUGAAGGCGGCCCUCGACGAAGAGCGAGUCAUCCUCAGCAAGGCGGAGUAUGAUAGCUUCGUGGAAGGCGAGCGGCGCCUUCAGCACGAGCUUGAGCACCUCAAGUGCGACAAGGAGCAUUUGAGCGUCGAGUGCGAGUCACUCAAGAACCAGAUCACGUCGCUCAAGACCGGUGCCCGCGGCAGCGACGCGGAGGAGGCGAUGAAGGGCGAGAUCCGGGUGCUGAAGCAGCGCCUGGCGUCCUCGGAGAGAGCUCGACUAGCGGUGUUCGAGGAGAAGUGCGAGCUGGAGGAGGAGGAGAACGACUCGAGGCUGAUGGUGCAAAGGCUGGAGUCGCAGAUGGAGGCCGCGAGAGAGAUGGAGAACCUGCUGAGCGCGUCGUUGGCCCAGGAGCAAGAAAUCUCCCGGGAGCUUCACCGCCGUGUCAGGGACCUCCAGAUCCUGGAGAAGGAUUACCGCGGCCGCCUUGACAAGCUGGAGGCCGUGACCCGCAGGACAGAAGAGAAAGCGUCGGCCUUGGCUCAAGCCCGAGACGCCCUUUCGCAGCAGCUCUCCUUCGCGGCGUGGGGCCUCGUGGCCGCCGAGUACUGGCGCCAGCUGGUGCCGGAGCCGUCCGCUGCCCUCGUCCCGUACGGCGGCGACCCGCUGAAAGUGUCUCCCGCAACCUACCCCACGAAAACCUUCCUGGAAGGGCGUAUAUUCAAGAGGGAACGCGACCCUCGAGAAGCCGAUAAUGAUGUGUAUGUGUGUCCCCCCGUUGUGUGUGAUGUCUGUGUUCAGACUUGUCCUAACGUCAUAGCCGAUGUCGGCGUCCAGACCCAAAUGGCGAAGCACUCUGCUGAGGUUCAGUAUGGUGGCGAUCCAGCGCAGCCGGCGGGAGGGUCCGAGGAGGAGCUGUACGAGUCCGCCAGGAAAAGGGCGAGACACCUUGAGACCAGGACCCAAGCCACCAUGACAGUGGACAACACCGGGCCCACAGAGAGAGAACAGUUCUACCUGGAGCAGAUUGAGUCUCUGCAGAGGGAAAAGAUCAACCUCCGCAAGGGUCACGACAACGAAAGGCGCGACUCCUUGCAGCAGCACAGCGACCUGGAAGAAGAGAUGGAGGCAGUGAGGCAGCAGCUACAGGAGGCCGAGCGCGACAAGUGCCACCUCCUGUUCCGUCUUGAAGAGGCUCAGGAUGAGCGCGACGAAGUCAAGAAGAAUUUACUAGUCAGAAUAGAGGAGCUGAAGGGCGAUAUGUCCCGCUACAACGACCUGUACGAGCUGGAGAAGAAGGCCCUUCGCCGGGAGUACGAGGCUCGCCUGGCGGAGCAGGAGAAGGAGCGAGGCCGCCAGGACGAGCGGAUGCGCCAGCUCGAGCACCAGCUGUCCACCUUCAGGCAGGAACUGGAGAUCGUCGGAGUUUCCAUCGCGGGCGACCUCGUGGAGUACGACACUGGUUGCGAAAGCGUCCUGGGCUCGAGCCGGAGGGCGUCCGCCAGGGCUGGGGACGGCGACGGAGAACUUGUGGAGAAGAUCAGGGAACUCGUCAAGUCAGAGACGGCCCUCAGGCAGAAGAUUUGCGAUCUUGAGAAAAAGGAGUGUGCUUAUCGCGAGACCAUCCGUGAAGCAGACAAGAUCAUGUCCAGCCAUGUUACCUCGUACAAGCAGAGGAUAGAAGAGCUAGAAGCCUCGAUGGAACAGCAGUCCUCCAAGAUCCAGCAGCUGGAGGCCUCCGAGGAGCGCCUCAGAGCCAACCUGAGGAACAACUCCAGGUCCAGUGACGGCGCUCGAAUCUCCGACCUCCUGGACCGUCUGAUCGAAACGGAGAACUCGGAGCUGAAGCUCAAGGAACGCGUCUGGGGCCUCGAACGAAGUGAAAAGGAACUGCAGAUCAAGCUGAUGGAGGGCGAGAAGAUGAACCAAUCUUUGCGAGCAGAACUGCGGGACCAAGAGGAGUUGGUCCAUCGUCUCAUGACGCUAGAAACUGAGAAUAACGCUCUUUCCGCAGAGAUCAACCAGGCCAAAGACUCCGCCCGCAAGAUGAGCGAGGUGCAGCAGAACGAGAGCUACCUUCGAGGCCGAGUCGAGGAGCUGGAGAUGACCGAGAACAUGCUUCGCGAGACCCUCCAGCAGGCCGACCUCAUCCUAGCUCAGAGAGAGAAAAAGCUCAGAGAUCAGGUUUCAUCCCUUCAAGAGGAGGUACAGUCAUACAAGGCCCAGCUUGAGUCUGCGGCGUCCAAGGAACAUGGUGCUAGAGAAUGCGAGGUAUCUUAUAAGAAGCAACUGGAGGAGUUAAAAGCCCGACUUGCUGAGACGGAGCGACAGCUGAGAGAGUCAUCAUCCGAGACGAACAGUCAAGAGACUCAGCACCGUUCUGAGGUUACAAAACUUCGUAAUCAGCUUAAAUUAGGGAACUCACAGCUUAAUGAGCUUGAGAGGCUUAACUGUGAGCUGCGUGACCGGGUGCUGGCAGCAGAGGCGCAGAGCGAGCAAUUAGCGAAAGAGUUGGAAGAGCAGUGCCGUCGCCACGAGCAGGAUCUCCUUACGCUUAACCUGCAGGUAUCCGCUGGGGAAAGUCAUGUUAAGGAGCUACAGGGCCAGCUCGAACAGCUGAGCCAUGAACAUGCCGCUAGUGAGCUGGACGUCCUGGCUGCCUCACCUAUAGCUCCGCUUUAUGCUACCAUUACUUCUCUAAUAACUGCCCUCAAGAGCUGCGAGUCCUGUAGUGAGACCCAGAAGAGCACGUUGGCCGAGGUGACCGCUCAGCUCGGCACCCUGGCAAGCUGCUCGAGGGCAGGGCCAGUAACUCCGACACGGACGUAA
Messenger RNA from Penaeus monodon (black tiger shrimp), 7498 nucleotides. RefSeq lists its product as uncharacterized. The record is from RefSeq and is a predicted model, not a curated record. NCBI's taxonomy places the organism in Eukaryota, Metazoa, Arthropoda, Malacostraca, Decapoda, Penaeidae.